CAGCAGUUGAGACUACCGCCGCGACUUCUUGCCUUUUCCCUUUGGCACACAAGGACUGCAGCGUCCGCCUCACCUUUCUCACUCUUCUUCCUGCUUGGGCUCUCUCAAUUUAUUUCGCUCGCUGAAUCUGACUGGUGGCAGAAAAAAAAAGCAGCUCUCACUUUGCCUGAGGGAAGGAGGGGAAAAAAAAAGAAAAAGAUGCCCACCACCACUCAUACCACGACCACCCGGUCGCCUUUUGACACCAACAACCUGGGCAUCAACACCAACAAUUCGGCCCCUGUUCUCCCACCUUACCUUCGCACCAGUAGCCAAUCUCCGUUGCAUUCUUUUCCUUUCUCGCCGAGCAACACCUUGCCUUCGGCCAUCGGAUCAGGCAUUAAGAAAGAAAAACCAUCCACCAAAAUGGCCUUGGAUAAGCCAGAGAUCAUGGACUUUGUCACUCGGUAUCAGAACUUGCAGGGUUACCAGAACGCCAGCGACCAGUUGAUGAAGGACCUUUUGAUAUACUGCAAAGAAAUUCAGGGCCAAUAUGCCGAUGAAAAUCAGAUACUCAAGCAGGAGCUGCGCAAUGCAAAGCUCGACCUCGAUCAUGCUACCACUUCCAGAAGAGAGAUGCAGCAGAUGCUGCAAGAGCUUGAUUAUGAUAACAGCUACAUGAAGAAUCGCAAUCCCUACGUCUUGAUUCUAAUUGAUGGAGAUGGACUUCUUUUCCAAGAAUCGUUUAUCAGACAAGGUAUCGAGGGCGGCAAGCAAGCCGCCUACGCCCUCCGAACUGCCGUUGCCGAGUAUGUUGGCAGCCAGUCGGGUGAGGUUGAAAUUGUCGCCAAAGUCUGCGCCAAUCUAUCCGGUCUUGGACGUGCUAUGCGCAGAGAUGGCUGCCUCGAUAGCGAGUCCGAGCUCAGGGAGUUUUCUCUGGGUUUCACACAGGCCAAAGCUUCGUUUGAUUUCAUCGACGUUGGUCACGGUAAGGAACGUGCCGACUCGAAGAUCAAAGAGGCCACCCGCUGGCAUCUGCGAAAUUACAACUGCAGACAGAUUUUGCUAGGCAUUUCCCACGAUGCUGGUUAUGCCCCUUUCCUCGAUGAAAUCCUUCAAGAUACAGAUACUCGCUCAAGAGUCAGUCUAAUUGAGGGCGUCGCUACGGUCAGAGAGCUAAAAAACACCAACGUUCAUAUCCUCGACCCGCUACCCAGCCUUUUCCGAAACCAAAAGCUCAUUGAUAGAAGCGGCGACCGCGCUGCUGAACGUGCCGAGGCAUACGCCAGAUCUUCGGCGCAGGCACCAGCGUCGGUACAUUUCUUUCCGGCUCCAUCUAGAGCGUCAACAUCUUCGCCUGUGAUGGUGGCUUCGCCAACCUCACCCCCUGCUACAUUGGCGACGACAGCCUCUUCUUCCUGGGCCGGGGUCACCGCUAAGGCUAGCCCGCCGCCUGUCAUCACCACCCCGUUGGCUAAAAUAUCCGUCAAUGUUCCAGCUCGAAAGGCUCCGGAGCCAAAAGUGGCAACACCGGCAUGGAACCCUGGCGAGCGUGGCUUGGAUCCCCCUAUCCCCAUCAACGCAACAGCCAUGGACAAUAUUAAGAAACGAACAGGUAAGGACAAGCUGUGCAACAACCAUUACCUGCGCGGUCCUUGUGCCAAGGGCGAUGAGUGCUGCUUCGAACACAAAUACAAGCCCAACCCGGAUGAAAUUAACGCCAUUGCCCAUUUGACUCGUCUCAACCCCUGCACCAGCGGUCAGGAGUGUGACGUGGAAAACUGCAUUUACGGACAUCAUUGUCCUAGCGUGACUGGAACCACCUGCACCCACCCGUAUUGCAAGUUCAGAGUUGAGGAUCAUCCACCUGGCACAAAGUUCAAGAAUGCCAAAAUUCACGAAAACUGA
Colletotrichum costaricense is the source of this 1887-nucleotide messenger RNA. RefSeq lists its product as uncharacterized. The annotation marks the transcript as partial. Gene Ontology annotation, molecular function: metal ion binding. The transcript has 6 exons. The record is from RefSeq and is a predicted model, not a curated record. Lineage: Eukaryota; Fungi; Ascomycota; Sordariomycetes; Glomerellales; Glomerellaceae.